AAUUUAACUGUGUCUGUCACGUUCCAAGUUUUCAUUUGUUUAUUUGUGUUCCAGGGAAUUGCAAUUUGGUUUAUAAUUAAGAUAAAUUAAAAAUGCAUAUUUGCGUUUUCUACCUGCUAAAUUUUUGUUAGCAUUAAAAUUUUGUAACACAAUUGCUACUUCAUUCAUAGUGUGAUGAUUGAUUCACCCAAAAGAGCACAAGACUUUUCUAAAGAAUUGAAUAAAAAUGUUUAUGAACAAGUAGCUAUUUCUAUCAAUGACAUUAACACCAUGACAAAAGACAAUGCAAAUUUAUAUUUCUGGCGUAUAUUUUCUGCAAUAUUUUAUGGGACAUCCUCGUUUUUAAUUAUAGUUAUAAACAAAAUUGUGCUUACAAACUACAAAUUUCCUUCCACUCAUGCUCUUGGUAUUGGUCAGAUGUUGGUAACCAUUUUAACCCUGUAUAUUGGCAAAUCUCUAAAAGUUAUUAAAUUUCAAUCUAUUUCUAGCGAUGUUCCUAGAAAAAUAUGGCCUUUACCACUAUUUUUUAUUGGGAACCUAAUAUGUGGUUUAGGAGGUACAAAACAUUUAAGUCUUCCAAUGUUCACAGUCUUACGGCGUUUCACCAUUUUAAUGACAUUGUUAGGAGAAUACUUCAUUCUAAAUGUUCACCAGAAGCUUCCCAUCGUAUUAACAGUCCUUGCUAUGGUAGGAGGUGCCAUUAUAGCUGCAGCAGAUGAUCUUUCAUUUGAAUUCAAAGGCUAUUUGUUUGUUUUGUGCAAUGACUUCUUCACUGCUGCCAAUAAUAUUUGUGUCAAAAAAAAGUUGGAUGCUAGAGAGUUGGGCAAAUAUGGUUUGCUCUUUUAUAAUGCCUUAUUCAUGAUAAUGCCUUUAACUAUAUUGUGGUGGUAUUCAGGUGAAGUAGAAAAGACAUUUGCCUUUUACAAAUGGCCAGACAUGAUGUUCCUGACUUCUUUCUUGCUUUCAUGCUUUAUGGGAUUCGUAUUGAUGUACUCAACAGUUUUAUGUACAGCUUACAACUCAGCUCUUACGACAACAAUUAUUGGUGUCAUAAAGAAUAUUUUAAUUACAUACAUUGGAAUGUACUUAGGAGGAGAUUAUGUCUUUAGUUGGACGAAUUUCAUUGGACUCAACAUUAGUAUGCUAGGUAGUUUGGUCUAUUCUUACAUUACAUUUGUACAGAAAGAUAGUAAGGCUUCAACUCCUGUAGUAAGACAUGGUUAAAUCCCAUCGCUUUGUUUGUGAAAUGUGCCACAUAAUCGUGCCUUUAUCAGGAGCCAAAGAAAAUUCGGAGAGAAACUUUAUAUUUAAAUUAUUUGCAUACAUUUUUCAUUUAUAGCUCUAUGUUAUAAAAUGGGUAUUUUCAUUUUUAAAGUAUUUAUUUUACUGGUUUAUUGCAUUCAGCUGUAAACAUCUUUAAGUCAAAUAUGCAAUAUUGUUAUCAUCACCCAUUAGUAAUGAUCACAAAUGUCUGUUAUUUUAAUGAACUGAAUUUACAGAUAGA
Messenger RNA from Parasteatoda tepidariorum (common house spider), 1504 nucleotides. Its product is annotated as nucleotide sugar transporter SLC35D1. Lineage: Eukaryota; Metazoa; Arthropoda; Arachnida; Araneae; Theridiidae. The record is from RefSeq and is a predicted model, not a curated record.